AUGUUUCACGAACAGGCCGACUCGGCCAUCGUGUCUACAACCCCUAGUACUACCACAGAGGCAGAGCCUCAACCUCAACCUCGUACAAAGCUGCCCUUGAGCAAACGGAUCCUUGGAAUAGUCUGGGACUCCCUCGAUAAAACACCCGAGGAACGCGCUCUCCUUGCAAAGCUUGAUUGGUGGAUUCUCAGUUAUAUUUGCGUCGCUUACUUCGUCAAGUAUCUUGACCAGACGAAUGUUUCCAAUGCCUACGUUUCCGGAAUGAAAGAGGAUCUGGGCAUGAAAGGAAAUGACUUGAACUACCUUACGACUUACUGGACCAUCGGCUACAUCAUUGGCCAAUUUCCCUCUCAGAUGGUCAUGACCAAGGUGCCGCCUUCUAUCUGGCUUCCUACUUGCGAGAUUCUCUGGUCCGUCUUCACCAUCGGCAUAGCAGGCUCUAAAAAUGUAGAGACGAUUUAUGCUCUUCGAUUCUUCGUUGGUCUCUUUGAAGCUUCUGCAUAUUGCGGUAUCAUGACCAUCCUUGGAUCCUGGUAUACUCCAGCUGAGCUCGGCAAGAGAUCGUGUAUAUUCCAAGCAUCAUCCAGCGCAGCGCAGAUGUUCUCUGGUUAUUUGCAAGCAGCUCUGUACGCCGGUAUGGAUGGACGCGGAGGUCUCGCGGCAUGGCAAUGGCUCUUCAUCUUUGACGGUAUCAUCGGGAUUCCCAUUUCCAUCUACGGCUUCUUUGCCAUUCCCGACAGCCCAACAACUUGCAAAAACAGAUGGCUCAAGCCUGCCGAGAAGAAGAUGGCGAUUGCGCGUAUGGAAGCCAUCGGACGUAAGCCAGCAAGCAAGGUCACACUUCAGACAUUCAAAGACAUCUUCACCGCCUGGCCCGUGUAUCUUUUCUCCAUUGCAUUCAUCGCCCACGUCCUCGGCAUCAAGAUCUAUUCCUACUUUAAUGUCUGGCUCAAAUCCACCAAGCGUUGGUCCACUGAGGAGGUCAACUUGAUCCCCACCGCCGGCUAUGGCCUACAAAUCUUCUUUACCUUAUCCUAUGCCUGGGCCUCUGACGCACUGCGCGUUCGCUCCCCGAUCAUUGUCUUUGCCUGCGUCAUCGCGCUCAUCGGCUGUAUCAUUCUCUCCGUCUGGCCAUCUCACAAUAUUCCUGCCAUGAUGGCUGGUUGGUUCCUCACCUUUUGCGAGACGGGAGCUGGCGCACUAUUCAUCACGUGGAUCAACGAGGUCCUCGGCUUCAGCCAGGAACAUCGAAUCAUCGUCAUCGCUGUGGUUGAGACGAUGGCCUUUACUUUCCAGGCGUGGGUUCCUCUACUGGCGUAUAAUACAAGUCAAGUCCCGCACUUCAAGGUGGGAUACCAGCUUGCGGCAAUGUUCUUUGCGAUAGAAAUUGUGUUGGUAGGGGUCAUGAUAUAUGCACAGAGAGCGGGGUGGCGUAAAGGAGAUCAAAAUAUGGUUCUUAAGAAGGCGGAUCACGAGUCUUAUGUUUCCGCAAUUGUUAGACAUAACUCAUCGAUCGAGGAU
Messenger RNA from Lachnellula hyalina, 1521 nucleotides. RefSeq names its product Pantothenate transporter. The record is from RefSeq and is a predicted model, not a curated record. The annotation marks the transcript as partial. Lineage: Eukaryota; Fungi; Ascomycota; Leotiomycetes; Helotiales; Lachnaceae. The transcript has a single exon. Gene Ontology annotation, molecular function: transmembrane transporter activity. Gene Ontology annotation, biological process: transmembrane transport. Gene Ontology annotation, cellular component: membrane.